This is a messenger RNA of Aspergillus heteromorphus CBS 117.55, 215 nucleotides long. RefSeq names its product ATP synthase subunit epsilon family protein. Gene Ontology annotation, biological process: proton motive force-driven mitochondrial ATP synthesis. The transcript is spliced from 3 exons. Gene Ontology annotation, cellular component: mitochondrial inner membrane. The annotation marks the transcript as partial. NCBI's taxonomy places the organism in Eukaryota, Fungi, Ascomycota, Eurotiomycetes, Eurotiales, Aspergillaceae. The record is from RefSeq and is a predicted model, not a curated record. Gene Ontology annotation, molecular function: proton-transporting ATP synthase activity, rotational mechanism.
CCACUCCUACCGUCAAAAUGGCAUUCGCGUGGAAAGCCGCUGGUCUCACCUACAACCGCUACCUGACCGUCGCCGCUCGCGCGGUCCGCCGGUCCCUCAAGGACGCUCCCCGUGCUGCUGCUGAGCGCCGUAACAACAUGGACUUGCGUUUCGCCAAGUGGGAGAACGGCAAGCAGGGUGAAGUCAAGUCCCUCGCCCAGGCCAACAACGAGGCC